This is a messenger RNA of Limanda limanda (common dab), 531 nucleotides long. Its product is annotated as complement C1q tumor necrosis factor-related protein 3-like. Bases 1 to 531 code for a protein of 176 amino acids. Lineage: Eukaryota; Metazoa; Chordata; Actinopteri; Pleuronectiformes; Pleuronectidae. The record is from RefSeq and is a predicted model, not a curated record. The transcript is spliced from 4 exons. Gene Ontology annotation, molecular function: protein binding.
AUGGAGCAGGAGAAAUUGAACCAACAGGACAAAGAACAGGCAGGAGAACUGACUGCCAUUAAUGCAAGGACAAACGUGACCAAAAACCUGGUGGAGGAUCUGUGGAGAGACACACAAGUCAAACGCGUGGCCUUCACCGCCGCUCUGUCUUCAAGUUCAACAACUAUCGGACCAUUUAAUACACACACUAAUCUGGUCUUCAGACAGGUCAUUACAAAUAUUGGAAAUGCCUACAACCCGAACACAGGUUUUUUCAUUGCACCGGUGAAAGGAGCCUACCACUUUGAGCUCUACAUAGGUGCACAUGGACAUCCUUCACAUGCUUCGUCUGCUUGGUUGGUCAGAAAUGGACACAUUAUUUGUGUUGUAUAUGAGUAUCAGACAAACGGUUAUGGGACUUCUGCUAAUGGCGCCACGCUGCUGUUAGAGGUUGGAGAUGUUGUGUUUGUGCGUCUGAGUGCUAACGCAAGGGUAUAUGACAAUGAAAAUAACCACAGCACCUUCAGUGGUCAUCUGCUUUUCACCAUGUGA